AUGUCCGAGGAGCAGGCCAGUAGCCCUUCAGCGAAAAUGAGAGAUGAGGAGAAUCCGGUAGGUGCUGGUGAAGAGAAACAAAAGGAAGGAAGCAAGAAGAAGAAUAAAGAAGGAUCGGGGGAUGGAGGUCGAGCAGAGUUGAAUCCUUGGCCCGAAUAUAUUAACACACGUCUUGAGCUGUACAAUAAACUAAAAGCAGAACAUGAUUCCAUUCUGGCAGAAAAGGCAGAAAAAGAUAGUAAGCCCAUUAAAGUCACCCUGCCUGAUGGUAAACAGGUAGACGCAGAAUCCUGGAAAACUACACCAUAUCAAAUUGCUUGUGGAAUUAGUCAAGGCCUGGCCGACAACACUGUCAUUGCUAAGGUGAAUAAAGCCGUCUGGGACCUAGACCGUCCUCUGGAGGAAGAUUGCACCUUGGAGCUGCUCAAGUUUGAGGAUGAGGAAGCUCAAGCAGUGUAUUGGCACUCAAGUGCUCACAUAAUGGGUGAAGCCAUGGAAAGAGUCUAUGGUGGAUGUUUGUGUUAUGGACCACCAAUAGAAAAUGGAUUCUAUUAUGACAUGUACCUUGAAGAAGGAGGUGUGUCCAGCAAUGAUUUCUCUUCUUUGGAGACUUUAUGUAAGAAAAUCAUUAAAGAAAAGCAAGCUUUUGAAAGAUUAGAAGUUAAGAAGGAAACUUUACUGGAAAUGUUUAAGUACAACAAGUUCAAAUGCAGGAUUUUGAAUGAAAAAGUGAAUACUCCAACUACCACAGUCUAUAGGUGUGGCCCCUUGAUAGAUCUCUGCCGGGGUCCUCAUGUCAGACACACUGGCAAAAUCAAGACUUUGAAAAUACACAAAAAUUCCUCCACCUACUGGGAAGGCAAGUCGGAUAUGGAGACUCUACAGAGAAUUUAUGGCAUUUCGUUUCCAGAUCCUAAGAUGCUGAAAGAAUGGGAGAAGUUCCAAGAGGAGGCUAAAAACUGAGAUCAUAGGAAAAUUGGAAGGGACCAAGAACUCUACUUCUUCCAUGAACUCAGCCCUGGGAGUUGCUUCUUCCUGCCCAAGGGAGCCUACAUUUAUAACACACUUAUUGAAUUCAUCAGGAGUGAAUACAGGAAACGAGGGUUCCAGGAGGUGGUCACCCCGAACAUCUAUAAUAGCCGGCUCUGGGUGACCUCGGGCCACUGGCAGCACUACAGCGAGAACAUGUUCUCCUUUGAAGUGGAAAAGGAGCUGUUUGCUCUGAAACCCAUGAACUGCCCGGGACACUGCCUCAUGUUUGAUCAUCGGCCAAGAUCCUGGCGAGAGUUGCCUCUGAGAGUUGCUGAUUUUGGGGUGCUUCAUAGGAAUGAGCUGUCAGGAGCACUCACAGGACUCACUCGGGUCCGAAGGUUCCAGCAAGAUGAUGCUCAUAUAUUCUGUGCCAUCGAGCAGAUUGAGGAUGAAAUAAAAGGUUGUUUGGAUUUUCUGCAUACAGUAUAUAGCAUAUUUGGAUUUUCUUUUAAACUGAACCUGUCUACUCGCCCAGAAAAAUUCCUUGGAGAUGUUGAAGUAUGGGAUCAAGCUGAGAAACAACUUGAAAACAGUCUGAAUGAGUUUGGUGAAAAGUGGGAAUUAAAUCCUGGAGAUGGAGCUUUCUAUGGUCCAAAGAUUGACAUCCAGAUUAAAGAUGCUAUUGGGCAGUACCACCAGUGUGCAACAAUACAGUUGGAUUUUCAGUUGCCCAUUAGAUUUAAUCUUACUUUUGUAAGCCAUGAUGGUGAUGAUAAGAAAAAGCCAGUCAUUAUCCAUAGAGCCAUCUUGGGGUCAGUGGAAAGAAUGAUUGCUAUCCUCACUGAAAACUAUGGGGGAAAAUGGCCCUUCUGGCUGUCCCCUCGUCAAGUAAUGGUAGUUCCAGUGGGACCAACAUGUGAUGAAUAUGCCCAAAAGGUACAGCAACAAUUCCAUGAUGCUAAAUUCAUGGUGGACAUUGAUCUGGAUCCAGGCUGUACAUUAAACAAGAAGAUCAGGAAUGCACAGUUAGCACAAUAUAACUUCAUCCUAGUUGUUGGUGAAAAAGAGAAAACCAGCGGCACUGUCAAUAUCCGUACCAGAGACAAUAAGGUGCACGGAGAGCUUACGAUCUCUGAAACCAUUGAGCGGCUCCAGCAGCUCAAGCGUUCCCGCAGCAAACAGGCAGAAGAAGAAUUUUAAGGAGGAACUUCGCCCAGCUUGGCUCAGUAGAAAAGGGUGAACAUGCU
Messenger RNA from Budorcas taxicolor (takin), 2219 nucleotides. Its product is annotated as threonine--tRNA ligase 1, cytoplasmic-like. NCBI's taxonomy places the organism in Eukaryota, Metazoa, Chordata, Mammalia, Artiodactyla, Bovidae. Gene Ontology annotation, biological process: threonyl-tRNA aminoacylation. Gene Ontology annotation, cellular component: cytoplasm. The record is from RefSeq and is a predicted model, not a curated record. The transcript has a single exon. Gene Ontology annotation, molecular function: threonine-tRNA ligase activity; ATP binding.